Labrus mixtus (cuckoo wrasse) is the source of this 5675-nucleotide messenger RNA. It is a transcript of the gene dgkza, whose product is annotated as diacylglycerol kinase, zeta a. Gene Ontology annotation, cellular component: nucleus. The record is from RefSeq and is a predicted model, not a curated record. The transcript has 37 exons. Gene Ontology annotation, biological process: diacylglycerol metabolic process; regulation of synaptic transmission, glutamatergic; intracellular signal transduction. NCBI's taxonomy places the organism in Eukaryota, Metazoa, Chordata, Actinopteri, Labriformes, Labridae. The coding region runs from base 1232 to 4504 and encodes 1090 amino acids. Gene Ontology annotation, molecular function: ATP-dependent diacylglycerol kinase activity; protein binding.
CGGGCGGGGAGGAUCAGUGUGUGAGUGUGUUUACCAAAGUGUGUGUGUGUGUGCAGCGUGCGAUAUAGCUGUGUGUGUGCGAGGGUGUCAGUCUCACAUGGAGUGUAAUUAAAAUCAGGAAGAAACUAAAGAAGAAGAAGAAGAAGACAGCAAGGAGAGAGGAGAGGAGUGGAGGAAAGUGUGAAGGGAGGAGGGAAGAAAAGAAGGAGAAGAAAAGGAGGAGGAAGAGGAGAAGAAGAAAGAGAGAAGAAGAGGAGUAAAGCUCUGAUACUGAUACUAUUGCUGCUGACAGCUCCACUCCUGCAUGGAGACGUGAGGAGGAAUGCAGGGGAGGAUUAUCUCUCCCUCAGGACCCAGCACUAAUCUCUACACACAAACACACACGCACACACACGCACACACACACACACACACACACACCUUGUGUCUUGUAAAAGACCUUUGGCAUGUGGAUUAUUGACUUUGUAGCUUCAGCAGGGCAGCCAUGUUUGAAGUUCUGCAGCACUGGAGGAGUGAUAUAACUGAACAUUUUGAAUGCUGAACAUGAUUUCUCAGGUAGAGGUUUUUUCUUUGUUGGUGUUUUUGGGGAAGUUUGAAACGCCGUUGUUGCUCCACCUGCUGCACGAAAGUCGAAUGCAACAGUUCAAUGAUUAAACUGUGGGUGCAGCACUUUGACUUAACAGAAAAGUGAAUAACUUGAUCAUGUUUUCGUACAUUUAUAUGAGAAGACUUUUCUACAAUGUGGUUUAAAUCGCAGUGCAUAAAUCAGGCGUUUUAGCUGUGGACCCUCAAGUGGGCUUUGACUUGUAGUUCUUUUCUUAAAGGUUCAUUAUGGUACUCAAACUGUCGUACUUUAGAAGUUAAGAAAAGUAUUUAGAGUAUAGCACGGCCAUUUUUAAGUGAAUCUCAGUUGUCAAAUCUCCCGUGCAGACCUGUUUUUGUCCCGCUUUUAUAGACAUUUUUAAAUUAGCCGUUUUUGUUAUGGACCCUGGUGUGAGCCUUUGCCAUCAACCGGCCUUCAUUGUGAUUCUUUAAGUGCUAUUUUGAGAUUUCUCAUACAAGCAGUUCUAGUUGUGGAUACUGGGUUUUGUUACUCUUGUGUGUUUAUAAGGCAUAUUUCAUGCUAUAACAACUUUAUAAAUCGACUAACGUGGUGUUGCUUGAGUCCCAAAGUCUAGUAAAGGAUCUGACCAGAGGACUUGGAGGAGCGUUUGGAGGCUUAUUUCGAUUUAUGAGAAUAUCUAAAAUUCUGCAAGAGCGACAAAAACGUCCCCGUCGAUAUAAAUCAGGUCAUGAAACAGGAAGAAUGGAGGGAAUUCUUGCGAUGGAUCCAGACCAGGUACUAGACCCCGAUGUGACGCGACGUGGAGCUGGACUCGCAGCCCGUGAGGACACCCUCGAAGAGCAAACGGAAAGAGAAGAAGAACGUUCGCUACAAGGAGGUGAUGGAGAUUUCAGCUCCGCCUCCUCCUCCUCUAACUCCUCCCUGCCUUCCUCCUCUUCCUCCUCCAUCGUCCCGCUGGUGUUAUCGCCUCCUCCGAUCCGCGUGGAGGAGGAGAAGGAGGCGCUGACCGGCUGCUCCAAGUCUUUCACCGCACUCAAGAUCUUCACCAGGAGGAAAGCUAUCGCCAAGUCCGGCCUUCACCAUCUGCCCUGUCAGCCAAGCACAUCAUCUCUGAACAGAACCGACCCCGAGGCAAUUAUCCGCAGCACUCUGGACUGGACUGACUCGGCUCUGUACGGAGAUCAUAUCUGGUUCGAGACGAAUGUUUCUGGAGAUUAUUGUUAUGUAGGAGAACACUGCAUCGCCAGAGCACAGCAAAAGUCGGUCAUCCGAAAGAAGUGUGCAGCCUGUAAGAUCGUCGCCCACACCAUCUGUAUCGAACAACUAGACAAGUUUACCAGCUCUAGUGCCAUUCUGCUGGACGCCACGCUGCCCCUCAAUGAGCCCGACUUUAGAAUCAACUUCAGGUGUAAACCGUCUUUCAGGGAAUCGGGCUCCAGGAACAUUCGAGAGCCCAUCGUUGUGCGUCAUCACUGGGUUCACCGGAGGCGUCAGGAAGGGAAAUGUAAACAAUGUGGAAAGGGAUUCCAGCAGAAGUUUACUUUCCACAGUAAAGAGAUCGUGGCCAUCAGCUGCUCGUGGUGCAAACAGGCCUACCACAACAAGGUGUCCUGCUUCAUGCUGCAGCAGAUUGAGGAGGCGUGUCCAAUAGGAGCUCACGCUGCUCUCAUAGUCCCGCCCACCUGGAUUAUACGAGUAAAACGGCAUCAGUCGUCCAUGAAGUCGAGUAAGAAGAAGAAGAGGACGUCGUUCAAGAGGAAAAGCAGCAAGAAAGGAGCAGAGGAAGGACGACUGUGGAAGCCGUUCAUAAUCCGGCCGAUCCCUUCACCUCUGAUGAAACCGCUGGUCGUGUUUGUUAACCCUAAAAGUGGAGGAAACCAGGGCACUAAGAUCCUGCAGUCCUUCAUGUGGUAUCUGAACCCCCGACAGGUGUUUGACCUGAGCCAAGGAGGACCGACUGAGGGGUUGGAGCUGUAUCGUAAAGUCCACAACCUGAGGAUCCUCGCCUGUGGAGGAGACGGCACUGUUGGCUGGAUCCUGUCUUGUCUCGAUGAGCUCGGAUUAAACCCUCAACCUCCCGUCUCCGUGUUACCGCUGGGUACGGGAAAUGACCUCGCCAGGACCCUGAACUGGGGAGGGGGCUACACGGACGAACCCCUGUCUAAGAUCCUCUCACAUGUCGAGGAUGGGACCGUCGUGCAGCUAGACAGAUGGAAUCUACAGGUUGAACCGAACCAAAAUACAGGGGCUGAACCGGACGAACAACAAACUGAUAAGCUUCCUCUCGAUGUUUUUAAUAAUUACUUCAGUCUUGGAUUUGACGCCCAUGUGACUCUGGAGUUCCACGAAUCAAGAGAGGCGAACCCGGAGAAGUUUAACAGCCGCUUUAGGAAUAAGAUGUUCUACGCUGGGACGGCGUUCUCAGAUUUCCUGAUGGGAAGCUCCAAAGACCUGUCGAAGCACAUCAAAGUGGUGUGUGACGGCACAGAUUUAACGUCGAAGGUUCAGGACUUGAAGCUGCAGUGUUUGGUCUUCCUCAACAUCCCCAGGUAUUGUGCCGGCACCACACCUUGGGGAAACCCUGGAGAGCACCACGACUUUGAGCCGCAGCGGCACGAUGACGGGUACAUCGAGGUCAUCGGAUUCACAAUGACGUCACUGGCCACUCUCCAGGUUGGCGGUCACGGCGAGAGGUUGAACCAGUGCAGAGAAGUCACCCUCACCACCACUAAACCUCUCCCAGUGCAGGUGGAUGGAGAACCGUGCAGACUCGCUCCGUCCGUCAUCCACAUCAGCCUGAGAAACCAGGCCAACAUGGUGCAGAAAACCAAACGACGGACCUCCCUGCCUCACAUGAACGAUCAGCAGCCGGUCCCCGAGCGGCUGAGGAUCCGGGUCAGCAGGAUCAGCAUGACGGACUACGAGGCUCUGCACUACGACAAGGACAAACUACGGCAAGCAUCCAUUCCUCUGGGCCUGAUCGUGGUUCCUGGUGACAGCGACUUAGAGACCUGCAGAGAGCACAUCCAGCGUCUGCAAGAGGACUUCUGCUCUGUCCAGCCUCCCUUCAGAUGCUUUGGACCGCAGGAGGAAGCAGCCAAACCAAAGAUUGUGUCCUCGCAGAGAUUAUCUCCAAAGUGGUGUUUCCUCGACUCCACGACAGCUGAUCGCUUCUACAGGAUCGACCGAGCACAGGAACAUCUGAACUACGUCUCAGAAAUCUCCCAGGAGGAGAUCUUCAUCCUGGACCCUGAGCUGGUCGUUAUGAUGACAGUAGGCACCUCCGCCAUGCCGGACCUGGUGAACCCCGCCUCCAGCCUGGAAAUCAGCAGUUCCUCCCAGAGGCAGCGAGUGAACAGUGACAGCUCUGCAGCCGACGCUUUAUCCCACUGCGCCGCACCUCUGCCCAGCAAACUGACCAGGGCGGGAUGUAUCCAUCGUUCAAACACCACGGCUGCUGAUUUUAAACCCAAACUGAGAACGGAGAAGAGCCAGAAAAUGAGCGAUCCGGAGAGAGAAAAAGAGCUGCUGGUUGAGUGUGUGAAGAACAACGACUUAAAGAAGCUGCAGGAGCUGCACCUGAAGGGAGCCGACCUCACGUCACUCGACUCGUCCGGCUGCAGUUUACUUCAUCACGCUGCCAGCGCAGGAAGCAAAGAGAUGGUCCGCUACAUCCUCGACAACGCUCCAAGUGAUCUGCUGGACGUUACAGAAAAACUGCAGGGGGAGACGGUCCUUCACCGAGCUGCGUCCCUGUGUCAAAGAACUAUCUGUCAUUAUCUGGUUGAAGCAGGAGCCUCGCUCAUGAAGACAGACCUACAGGGCGACACUCCGAAAAACCGAGCCGAGAAGUCUGAGGACGCCGAGCUGGCGGCGUAUCUGGAGAACCGACAGCACUACCAGAUGAUCCAGAGGGAGGAUCAGGAGACGGCCGUCUGACACUGAAGUCUGAACUUUUUUUUUUUUUACGAGCGUCGUCAGACUGACCGAGUGACAGACGGCGGCUCGUUCGGGGCUUCAGGGUGUGACGGGAGGACUCGUCUGAUCCCUCACCAGAGAAGCUGUGCCAAAACCUGCAGUGGCGGUUCUAGACCACUUUUACUGAGGGGGCCAAACUGGGGGCAGUUGUUUUGUCAAUGGGGAACAUUAAACCAAAUUAGACAAAGAUGAUCGCUUUAAAAAAUAUAUAUUAUGCCAAAAAAAUACCAUGAUUUAUAUUAGUUUCAGUAUUUAAUACUAGAUUGUGAGUCCGGUUGUUGAGUCAAAUACUCGGGGGGCUCUUCCUUUUGGAGGGGGGGCCACAGGGGGGGACCAAGCUCAGUGUUACAGGGACACUGGCCCCUGUUGGCCCCUGCCUAGAACCGCACAUGAAAACCGGAACUCAACGUGUUUAAUAGAGACUUCAGCGGACCAACAGUCGGACUGUGUUCUUGUUUCUGACUUUGGAAACGAAACUCUAAAAGGAUUUCAUAUCAAUCAAAGUCCAGGAACUCGAAAUAAUCAUCGUAUGUAAAUGAGAAAUAAAGAAAAGCUUUGUGUGAUGUAAGUGUCUACUCUAGUUUAAAGGAAAGUGUUUAUGUCCAGAUUGUAUCUCAGGAAGAUUUCAGAAAGUGUUCACCUCAACUCUUCUUAAAAAUGGCGUCCCGCUCAGCGACCCCACGAGGGAAAUCAGAAGAAAAAGAUUUAGCCAAAACAUUCAUGAAUCAUCACAACUGUGAAAGAGUUUAGCAUCGUGUGAAUCAAACAGUGAUCUUUAUUCCUUGUAGAUUUGGUGCCAAAACAAUAAAUAAAUAAAUAAUAAUAUUUCAGACAUUUCCCUGCUGAAUCUAACCACAAACACAAUGAGGUUCACAAAUGAGUUUGUAAAUGCAGACUGAACAGUUUAUAUAUUUGUGGAUUUCUAUUACAUAUAAAAACUAUAAAGAUUUGUGUGUGAAUCACAAAUACAUUUGUGAAUCUUAUUUUUGAAUUUGUAUUUGUCCCAUCACUGUCAUAUCUUUAUUCUAAUCUUAUUGUAUUUAUUGAUGUAUUUUGAUAUUUUGAGUGAACCUGUACUCCACGUGUCUUUGGAUUGUCCCCCGGGGAUAAAUAAAGUUCUUUUUAAUUUUAA